AUGGAUGGAGAGACUUGCUCGCACAGUGGAAGAAGCCAACGUCGUAACCUCCUCCGACCCACUGUGGUGGGGCCGUGUAGUAGACGCAGCAGCGUUCGAGAUCGUCCGGGUAGUCUUCAGCCGGAAGGGCAAACCCGUUGCUGCUGCCCACGAACAAUGCCAGCCCCUGCAGGCAAUGCUCCAUGUACACGAGUGAUUCCGUCUCUGGUAUGUAUUUGUGAACGUCGAAACCGACCGUCGUGUAUGGAGCUGUAUGGUCGUCGUCGUUGUAGUUUGUAUGCUCCACGAACCGCCUCACAUGGAAAAGCUCGUCCGAUUGCUCGGCCACUACAAGGAACCGAUAGCUCUUGCAGAGUCGUUUACGUUCCGACUCCUUGGAGUCUGAGUUGGAGGCCACCGGAUAAUUGUCUUUAUCUACUGAAACGGCCAUUGGGAUCAUCCUUGGAGAGAGCGGGUCCUGCAGAUCCCAAGCCUCCAACAGAGUACCUCAUGAGCCAAGGCGAGGGUUUGGGCAGCCAGGGCGAGGUUGGUGGUGGCUGCGAACGGGUCGGUUGGGGUUCGUCGUCGACUCGGCUGCUGCUUGUGCUCAUCGUCACGGAAAAAUUAUUACUUCGGCCCAACAUACGAGGGGGAAAUUUGAUUGAUGGCGGGAUGAAGUUGUGGUGGCUGAAGAGCACAAGGCGGCUCGGAUGGAGAAAGCCAUGGCCUAUAGAAAAGAGUAUUCUUAGGGUCGAAUUAGAAGAAGGGGGCAAAUCGGAUGGGCCGAUCAAAGAGGUUAAUGCUGAUGGGCUGGUUAAGGAAUUUAAAGAAAUUGGGCCGACCAAGGAAGCUGUGCUGUAG
Striga asiatica is the source of this 840-nucleotide messenger RNA. The record is from the annotation of a GenBank genome assembly. Lineage: Eukaryota; Viridiplantae; Streptophyta; Magnoliopsida; Lamiales; Orobanchaceae.